UUCUCGAGGAAGACUAUUAUAGUCUUUUCACAUCAUUAACAUUCUUCUAACGUUAAUGCGAUGUAUGACAACAUAAUAUAAUGGGAACAAAGUGCCUAAUUAUUAUAUUGUUGUUUUAUCUUAUCUUAAUUUUUCAAAUACUUUUUAGUGAUUAAUUACUAUAAACCUUUUAAACUUUCAACAGAUGGUAUUUGUUAAUUUUCUGGGCGUAAUAUUUUACUUGGCAGCGGGUUGCGCACUUCUUUAUACGGCGCCUGUACAAACUUGGGGACGUUUAGCGUCUUUUAUGUUGUGUUUUAUGAUAAGCGUUAUUCACACAAUUGCAUUCUUGACAAUACUAAUGAUAUGGCGUCAUAGAUUUUCUGCAAUGAGAAAAUGCCAUCCGCUAUCAUACGGGCAGUACUUUGCAGGGGGUCCAAUGAUGUUUAAACAAAACGGUGGUAUAAUGCCUGAAAACUGUACUUGUGGGAUGGCAGCAGUACCGACCCAAGAAGUUGAAUCACACGAAGCAAAUACAAACGUCGAUGUAUAUCAUAAACCUCAAUACCCCGAUCGACCUCACAGUGAGCAGGAAUCAUCAUCACAAAAGAGUCCUCAAUACAGAGAAAGUUUAGAUCAAACCACCUGCGAUAUCUGCCACCGUCCACUACCAGAAGUACCUCGAGCUUCAGAAAGUAUCGGCGAGCAAUUGGAAACUACCCAGCUUCCUCUAGCACAGAGUUCGCCACGAUACAGUCGUCGUUCGAGUUCACCGCGAUCUAUGAUACCGUCCGUGACUCCAGUGUGCCAGAACAUCCAAUCUGUUCAAUUUUGCCGAGGCCCUCAACCUAUUUGUCCUGCUGCAUUCAAAGGAUGCGGUAUCAUUCCAACUUCGAUUGUCGUGAAAUCAGCACCUCCUCCACCACCACCACCACCACCUCCUCCUCCACCACCCCCGCCUCCUCCACCACCACCGCCUCCGCCUCCACCUGAACCAAUUCUUCAUCACGCUGGACCUUGUUGCGAAUUCUGCAAUUGCGCAUCGGUGAUUUGCGCCAAAGUCCACAAAAUUCAGCACAUUAAAUCUCAAGAACGGGUGCAGCAAACUCAGCAAGUACAAGCCAGUCAACUGCACUGGGCUAGCUACACAACAACUCCGACUACAGAAACGAGAUUGAUCGACGUCACUGCUAGACAAUCAGGAUAUGAUAGAGUUGUGAAACCAUCCGAUAAAGCGACCACCAGUUGUAAUGCGGCCUACAAUACUUGUCCAUCGAUGAUGCAAGGAGCCGAAAUGUCAAGUACACCAGAAUCAUUUUCAACAGUGGGACGAUACCUAACUUCUGGUAACGACGGAUCAUCAUUCCACGUUCAAAAAAAUAAAAGGACACAAACCAAAUCACAAGUACAUAGAUCUGUAUCUGAUGCCAGGAGUGAUAAAAAUGACAAAAAAGACCAUACUGAUAGCGAACCAGCAACUAACGAGUCGGAGCUAAAGCAGAUUAAUUUGGUAGAACAUACAGAAGCUAUUGAAGAUCAAACUGCUAGAGAAAGCACACCGCAAUUACGAGACAGCGAAAUUAAAAGUGAAGAUAAAAAAAAUAACGGCGACGUUGAAUCGACGGCGAACAACCGAAAGAGACCUAAACCUUUGUACAGAGAAUCUUUGCAGACAAGUGAUACAAAAAAUGAAGAUGAUGUUUAUAAUAUCGAGGAUUCUAAUUUCUCAAGUUGAAUCAGUUCUAUGGAUUCGCCAAGGACUUCUUCAAGACAUCUAAUUACUGAUGAAUCACCUAAAAGAUUUAGAAAUAAAGUGAGUCCCGCAUCAACACCCAAUUCCUCUCGACCGCAAUCUCAAUUUCAACAAGUGGUCGAGAGACGUGAAGAUGAACAAAUAGAUGAACGUCCGUCAUCCACUCGAAGCAAUAGAUCGUCACGCAAAUAAUUCCACGAAGCCGAUGACAGAAUUGAAGAAUCAGACAAUCUUUUUGAUGACGAAAUUUCUUAUGACCACUGAAAAUUUAUAUUUAUUAAGAUUUAUUUAUAAGAUUGUAUUUGUAAGAUUUUUUUUAAGUAAU
Messenger RNA from Cotesia glomerata, 2057 nucleotides. RefSeq names its product pollen-specific leucine-rich repeat extensin-like protein 2. Lineage: Eukaryota; Metazoa; Arthropoda; Insecta; Hymenoptera; Braconidae. Bases 185 to 1714 code for a protein of 509 amino acids. The record is from RefSeq and is a predicted model, not a curated record. The transcript is spliced from 8 exons.